Messenger RNA from Danio aesculapii, 3345 nucleotides. RefSeq lists its product as uncharacterized. Lineage: Eukaryota; Metazoa; Chordata; Actinopteri; Cypriniformes; Danionidae. Bases 2255 to 2881 code for a protein of 208 amino acids. The transcript has 6 exons. The record is from RefSeq and is a predicted model, not a curated record.
CACCAAUGUGACCACGAACAGCCUAUUUGUCCCCCUGAACAAUUGUGGCCACAAACAGCAUAUCAGUCCCCCUGAACACCUAAAUUGUGGGAACAACCCAUACAUCUCUCUGAACAGCAAUGUGGCCACGAACAGCCUAUCUGUCCCCCUGACCACCUUUCUGACCACAGGCAGCCUAGUUGUUCCCCUGAUCACCUAUACGUCAUCUCACCUGAUUUUAAGGCGAAGGUGAUUUUUCAAUUGACUAGGAUGAUUGGUCUGAUGGCAAUUUUCCAAACGAUUUGGAUUAUGGCAGGUCCAAAGGUGAUUUUCCUAGGAAUAAGAAUAAGAGCAGGUCCGAAGCCAAUUUUUCAAGCGAUUAGAAUGAUGGUCGGUCCGAAGGCGAUUUUUAAAGCGAUUUCGGUUAUGGUUGGUCAAAGGCGAUUUUUAAAGCGAUUCGGGUGAUGGUGGGUCAAAGGCAAUUUUUAAAACGAUUCGGGUGAUGGUGGGCUAAAUGCGAUUUUUAAAGCGAUUUGGGUGAUGGUGGGCUAAAUGCGGUUUUUAAAGCCAUCUAAUUCAAGUUCAUCUUCAAGUUCACCGGUUAGCUUGUGGGAUACCCGUCCAUGUCUCUAGCUGUGGCCCUGCAAGUGCACGGCUUGCCAGUCACAUGGCAGCAGGUUGCACUCCCACCCGUUUCUUCUAACGUGCCAUCAAGGUGUUGGGGGAGGUGAAAAAUUGUUGGAUUGGAGAGCACUGUGAUAACAAAGAGACACUUGGAAGACUCAGACCCCCAAGUCACAAGUCCCAAGACAAGAGAUAUAAAGACAUUCUGAGUGAAAGAGACACUUUAAAAACCCAGAUAAGGGAGAGAUAGAAAGGUUUCAGGAUGGGUGUGGAAACCUGCCCGAUUUGCAUGCGGAUGUAUGCUCGGCUAAGCCAGCACUUGACAGUGAGGCACAAAGUGGAGAACAAACAAGAGAGGAAGCUGCUCCUGGCACUGGAGUCUGGCCGAGUUGAUGCCAGGGCUGGCAUGUGCCCCGUUCCAGCCUGCGGAAAGUUCUCUAGCCGGCUUGACCGGCACAUCAGGACUCACAGUGAAAUUUCCCUGGUGGCGCAGGAUGAGGCUCUCAGGUUAAGCAAGAGAAAACAUCCUGAGUAAACUUACUGUACUCAGGGCCACGAACCCAGAUGUUCCCAUGGUUUCCACCCUCGACCUGGAGGAGCUGCAGGAGUUGGAGGAAGCCACCUUCCAUCCUGACGAGGAGGAAGAAUGUGCCAAUCAAGGCUGCAAAAGGCAAAAAGACUUGCUGAGGACCCAAGUGGUGGACCUGAAUCAACAGGUAGACAUAUUAACAGACAGCCUCCGGAAGGUGACCAGACGAUACCGAAUCUUAAAAAGGAGGUCUGCCAGCCUCGGUGCGAUGCGAACAGGGCAGGUGGUCCGGAAGCUCCUAUCUUCUCUUGGACCAGAGGAAGAGGACGACACCCCAGUCAGCCCUACUGCCCCCGCCGACCACGACCAGGCCACCUCAGCCCAGGCCACCUCAGCUGGUGAACCGUCCAGUUCUAAGCAGUCCAUUGACCAAAAGGAUAAAGUCGGUGAGGAGAGACCGUCUGCAAGUGGCAGUCAGCAGUCGCCUAAGAAAAGCCCUCCCCCCUAUCCAGACCAUGUGUCAGCGCUCAAUGACAUGCUGGAAGAUUAUCGCCGCUUCAAGGAAGGCCCAGAUCCCAGCUAUAAGCUGAAGGAAAAUGUAAGCUGCCAGGCUGCCAGGUCUACAGGAUAAAAAAGUUCAUUGCUUACAUGUCAGAGGGAAAAAGCAAGCUGUCCGACUUUCUCUUCCUGAACAAUAAAGCAAAGUUACACAUGUGGGUUAGCUCCCUCCCCCAGGCCCACAUGACGGUCACCACCCUACAACAUUACCUAUUGAACGUGGAAUGCUUCAUGCAGUACCUGGCGGAGACCCCUCCGCCAUCGUGCCGGCUGUCCAAGCAGUCGCUGAUCGGACUUCGACAGGAGAUAGCAGGAAUAAGAAGGUCUUUGAAGAGGGGAGUGGCCAUUCACCAGACGGCGGUCAAAACCCAAAAAGAGGAGUGAGUGAUUUCAAAAGCCAUCCUCCUGAAGUGCCGGGAACUGGCAGCCAAGGCAAUACCCAACCUUCUGAGCCUCUUGGAAAAUGACCCAAAUCAGAAGAAUCAAUGGCAGUUCUACGGGCACUUUGCUGCAUUGUUGUCAGCCCUUUAUGGGCACAGAGGUGGGGUAUUUCAAAAUAUUACGAUGCAGGAGGUGUUGGGGGCAAAAAGGUCCGUCUCGGAGAAGGCUUACCUGAUUAACGUGACAAGUCACAAAACUAAUCAGUAUUUUGGCCCUGCUCAAAUUGCCCUAACAGAGGAGGAGUGGGGUUGGGUGCAGCGCUUCUUAAGCAUCAAGGAUCAGUUGCCAGGGGGGACAAACCCAAAAUACUUGUUUUUCACAUCAACACCCAACCCCUGUAAAAACCUAAAUAAUUACUUCCAGGACGCCUGGAAGUCAAUGGGCCUACCUGGGUGCCCCACCUUCACAGACGUACAAAGGUCCAUCGCCAGCCACGCCAGGUUUACACACUCCACAGAGGACUGGCUUAAAAUCUCAAAGUUUAUGUGCCACGACCUGAGGACAGCUGACAAGUUCUAUGUGGUGAACCUCUCCGCCCAGCAGGCCAUGGAGCACCGCCGUCUGUUUGAGAGUGCGUUAGAGGGAGCAGAAAGGAGCCCAUUGAAGCAGUCCCAAGAAACGGAAGAGGCCUUCAAAGUCAGAGAAGAGCAAAAAGAAGCGGUGCCAGAGGCCUCCGGACGAGUCACCAGAGAGCACCACCUCAAAAGAGCUGGUGCUACAGCUGCAGUAAUCCGGCACAUCAAGUCUUGAGGGCACUGAGUGAAAGAACAGCCGGGGAGGAUGGUGGAAGCAGUGAGCCGGAAGGAGGAGCAGAAGGCACAAAGCACACCCAGUGCCGAGGUUCAAACCAAAUUAAAAUUAGAGCAAGGACAACAGCCUAGAAGAAAAUACCCCACCCAUACGAAAGGUGCAUUAAGGACCGUCAUGACGCCCCAAAGCGUAUCUCCCCUCAAAGUACGAAAAUCAAGCUUUUCUCCGAACUGUACAACGCUCAUGGGAAUGAGCCGGUAGAAAAAGGCGUCAAGAAUGGUCAAGAGGGCCAUUGAAAAGCGCAAGAGGCGUAGAUAGACACUUUUGCAACUCACAAUGCACUUUAUUGGACUGAACUGUUCUGUUAAACCUUACAUUGCUCUUUAUUUGUGUGAACUGUUCUGUUAGACCUCACAUUGCACUUUAUUUGUGUGUACUGUUCUGUUACAUAUGUUUCUACUUGA